AGGAUUGAUUUGUGUCAAAGUUUGCGUAUUAUUCGGGACCAUGGAAGCGCUUUAUCAUCAAACAAAUCAACUAGCUGAACAUACCCAGCAUAGGUUAGGUGUACUUGAACGAUCCGUUGGCAAGGAAUCGCUCGAAAUUGAGAAUGAAAUUCAGGCGAACAUAGAAUCGAUUCGAAAGAAUUGCGAGAGAUUAGAUGUGCUUGUUCAGAAGGAAAUACCUGCUCGUCGGAGUACCUCGAAAAUGCGGGUCGACCAGUUGAUCUACGAUUCCAAGCACCUUGAGGCAAGUUCGAUCGUGUGUGGCGUCAAGAUAAUUGAAACUUUGACCGCCGCUCUACGAAACGUUCGCACACGGAGAGAAAAUCGUGAGAGGGAGCUUCGGGAUCGAGAAGAAUUGCUUGGAACUCGGUUCAGAACCAAUGAUCACGGUGACACGUCUAUCAUGAUCGACCAUGCCCUUCAGCAUCAUACUUCCCUACAGAAUGCACACCGAGGAAUGGAUGACCUCAUCGGCUCGGGGACAUCUAUACUGGAAUCUCUUCGAGACCAACGAUCGUCUUUGAAGGGCGUCCAGCGUAAACUUCUGGAUCUUGCAAACACACUAGGGCUGAGUAAUAGUGUGAUCCGCAUGAUCGAGCGCCGUGCCUACGAAGAUAAAUAUAUCUUGUUUGGCGGCAUGUUCGCGACUUCGGUGAUCAUUUUUCUCAUCUGGAAAUAUUUUGGGUGAACUGCGAUGCUCCCGGAUGACGCAUUCCCUUAAUUUAGCCGAAAUUGCUCGUGGUUGUGAAGUUACCAUUGAAGAUGUUAUCUUUUUUAUUGAGAAAAUGGUGAGGAUUGCUUUCGAGAAAGGCUGGGUGUGCUUCGAGCUGAAUUCAUUGUUGGUUCGUCAUUGCUGAGUUCACCGUUUGUGAUGAAUUUAUUGUGAGCUCUUGUGGACUGGUCGCAGUUCAUUAAAAGUCCUGCAUUGAUUUGCUUGUUUAUGCAGCUGGGUUUCCGACUUCAGCAGUACAUGUGUUUUCCGGAUACUCGGUCCUUCUCGUUAUUGUUCCAGGUUUUGUUUAAUUUUUCGCAUGCGGUACGUAAAUCCGUGUUGGGAUCACAUGUGGAUUGGUCCAUCGUUGGUUUGUCAAGAAAACGUGAUGAUUCCAGCGACGUAUUGCAUUGGUCUCAAGAUUCCGCACUUAGGUCUUCUGUCAGGCAACAUGUAGAUAAUUUGAUGUUUAAGGGCACAGUUCCAGACACCAGAAAAUUAAGUUGAACUUCCAUGUAUUGUACAGGUUAAUUAAAAAUUAUUCAUAUCAUAAACUUCUAAUGACAAAGCAGGCUUGCUUACGUCUGCAGUUGUCCGUUUGGAAUUGAUCUUAAAUCGAUUUCGUUAAGAUUAUGACUAGCCCAGCCGAAAAUCAAAUCAAAUUUUGAAUUCCUUGCUGGGUGGAUAUUCGACAACACAGCACGGGGAUCCACAGAAAAUUGGUCUCAACUAUGGAUGCUUUCCUGGUCGUCGCUCUUUACUCUUGCAGCGCGACGGCUUUGCAUUACUUCGCAAGGACCAACAGAGAAGCGUCGGUAGAAAUUAUGCCGUGGUUGAUGGAAAUACAUUACUUUGUGCCGAA
Notodromas monacha is the source of this 1613-nucleotide messenger RNA. NCBI's taxonomy places the organism in Eukaryota, Metazoa, Arthropoda, Ostracoda, Podocopida, Cyprididae. The record is from the annotation of a GenBank genome assembly.